UUUUUAGGCGGCGGGGACGGGCUGUGGCUGAAGAAAGAGGUGGAAGCUCUCUUUAAAAAAAAAUGCCAGCCAUCAGGAACUUGAGCCGAGCUGUCAAGCAGGUGUUGCAGAAACCUGGCUGCGGCUGUCAGAUUGCCAUCCUGCCCGUCAGGUGUCUUGGUUUCUCUCCACGGCAGGUAACCUCAGACGCCAGCUUUCACUCCGUAUCCUUCUCCGAAACUGAUCAUCCACGGGUGUUAAUUACAGGAGGACUGGGCCAACUUGGAGUCGGGCUUGCUAAGCUCUUGAGGAAACAUUUUGGAAAGAACAAUGUGAUCCUCUCGGAUAUUAGAAAGCCCCCUGACUUGGACUUCUACAGUGGUCCAUUCAUCUACUCGGACAUCUUGGACUACAAGAACCUUCGUGAGAUCGUGGUGAACAACCGGAUUACGUGGCUGUUCCAUUACAGCGCUUUGCUCAGCGCCGUCGGGGAAGCCAAUGUCCCUUUGGCAAGAUCUGUGAACAUCACAGGAUUGCACAACAUUCUUGAUAUCGCUGCGGAACACGGCUUGCGACUUUUUGUCCCCAGCACGAUCGGGGCUUUUGGACCGACCUCCCCGAGGAACCCGACGCCUGACCUCUGCGUUCAGCGGCCAAGGACAAUCUAUGGGGUCUCCAAGGUUCACGCUGAACUCAUGGGAGAAUAUUACCACUAUAGGUACGGCCUAGAUUUUCGGUGCCUGAGGUAUCCUGGCAUUAUUUCAGCUGAUACUCAACCUGGAGGAGGUACAACUGACUAUGCUGUUCAAAUCUUUCACGAUGCUGUGAAGACGGGCAAGUUCCAGUGCAACCUGAAACCCGACACUCGUCUGCCCAUGAUGUACAUCAACGACUGCCUGAGAGCGACCUUGGAGGUCAUGGAGGCUCCCGCAGAGCGGCUGAGCAUGAGGACGUACAAUAUCAGUGCCAUGAGUUUUACUCCAGAGCAGUUGGUGCAGGAGGUUCAGAAACAUGUUCCAGAGCUUCAGGUGACGUACAACGUGGAUGCCGUCAGGCAAGCGAUUGCUGACAGUUGGCCCAUGAUCUUUGAUGACAGCAACGCUCGCCAAGACUGGGGAUGGAAACACGAAUACGAUCUUCCAGAAUUGGUGAACACCAUGUUCAGUUUCCUCGGCUCGGUCAGCCCCAUUUCCCGGAUUGCCCGGAUCAACUGACUGUUCUCCUCUGACACAGCAUCAAGGGGGAGGACUCAGGUGGACUUGGGCAGAAACCGUGAAAGUUCAUGAACCGUUCCUGAGUUUUGCAGUAGUCCAGGAUUGAGAUGGUCUCCCCAAAUCGUCUGGGAAAAGACUUCUUCUGCUGUCUAUUCACCUCUCUUCUCAUUAUCAGCUAGGCAAAAUGUGAUCACACAAACAAAUACAUACAGAAUGACACUUCUCAAA
This is a messenger RNA of Pogona vitticeps (central bearded dragon), 1421 nucleotides long. RefSeq names its product L-threonine 3-dehydrogenase, mitochondrial. NCBI's taxonomy places the organism in Eukaryota, Metazoa, Chordata, Lepidosauria, Squamata, Agamidae. The record is from RefSeq and is a predicted model, not a curated record. Gene Ontology annotation, molecular function: L-threonine 3-dehydrogenase activity. Gene Ontology annotation, biological process: L-threonine catabolic process.